Molecule: messenger RNA, 1584 nt
Organism: Penicillium robsamsonii
Lineage: Eukaryota; Fungi; Ascomycota; Eurotiomycetes; Eurotiales; Aspergillaceae
Exons: 4
Coding region: 1-1584 (527 amino acids)
Source: RefSeq, a predicted model, not a curated record
AUGAUCGGUCUGGUCUCGCCAUUCGCUGGGAUUCACAAUCUCGACCUCUCCCCGGAUUCUCUUUCAAUUGCAGAUGGAGCCCACCAGAUCUGGGGUCAACUCACCCCACAUGAUGAUGGCUCCUUUGACUCGGUCCCUGCGCAUGAUGUGGGGCCAUCUGUAAUACGCGCCUAUCAAUCCGAAGCGGAAAUUGCCAAUGCCUACUAUAUUUAUAUUCAUCCAUAUCUACCUUUGUUGCCGCCUCCAGUGGCACCGCAGCAUGAAGAACAUCCUACUGUGAUCAGGCCAUUUGGAGAAAGUCAACAAGCGGAAAAGUCACAUAUGCCUUAUUGGCCGACGUCGUCUUUGAGUCUUGCUUUGUCCGCAAUGCUGGUCCUCAUACCUACCGCCGAAGAUGCCUUUCCGAUGGCUGAAACGAACCUUGGGCUUAGGCGUUCGUACGCACAGCUAUUUGCCCAGGCGGCGUUGACUGCUGUGGAAAGUGAGACUGAUAAUCUGGCGCCUGUUUUGAGCACUAAUGUACCUGAGAUAGGAUCCUCUCGAGAACAAACUGAUUUGCAUCCUCAGGUACCUGCUCAGCUUUAUCCGGUUUUGGCUCUCGUGGUCCUUGCUAUUUAUGAGUAUUGCCAGCGUGGUAAUAUAUCCAGAAUGCGGGCUCGAGGUAACCAGGCUAUCACAACUGCUAUGGAUAUCUCCAUUCAUAGACUUGACUCGACAACGACGGAUUAUUCUGAGGCACAGAGACGAGCUUGGUGGAUGACGCCAUGGCCCAUAAUGAUGAAAGCACAAGAGGCUCUCUUCGAGUCUAGCAAAAUGGUCCAGAACAUCGAACGUGUAGGUGAGACAGCCGUUCUCUCCGAUUUCGGCACCCGAAUACGCAACCUGGAUUCAAAUCUUGUAUCUUUAAUUGGCGAAGCAGACCGUCAUCUUUUGACGACUUUCGAUGGAGAGCCAGAGGCAUCUGUAGCACAAACCAUGUGGAUGGUCAGCCGCAUGUUCAUCCAUGCUGCUCGCACUCGAUUACACCGCUUCCGCGCAUUCAUGGAUAUCCCCCUUUUCCUAGACAAAUACUGCGAUCUUGCAGCAAUCAGCAGCGCAGAUUUUCCGCACGAAACAUCUGCUCCCAAAUGGGCGACAGACUGCGAGACCUCGUUCCCGUUCACCGAGCAAGAAUCCUCAAUUAUUUGCCUCAAGUCUGCGCUCGUGGUAACGACAAUCUAUCGCAAUUUGCCGUAUCCGAAUCCACUUGCGUCAGCUCCUUCUAGGUCCACGACAUAUCCGAAAACCAUUCCUUACUUUGCUUGCUCAGCUAUGCAAAGCUGCUACGCUCUUCUUAUGCUAUUGCAUCGACUGCGUGCUUCUCUAGCGAUGGAUCGGCUUGAAAGUUGUUAUCACCUGCUUAAUAACCCUACUCCUGCCUCGGAGAUUGCUGAUGCUGAGAGAUUGAGGGAGGAGUUGCGAAAUGGGGUGGAAAUACUUGGUAGAUAUCUGAAGUCGGAUGUUAUUUUUGAGGGUGUUGGGGGUAUGGGACGGGAAAUCGAGGGCGCUUAUCUGGCUGCUUUUCCAAAUUGCUUUGAGAUCUAG